Podospora pseudocomata is the source of this 2033-nucleotide messenger RNA. RefSeq lists its product as uncharacterized. NCBI's taxonomy places the organism in Eukaryota, Fungi, Ascomycota, Sordariomycetes, Sordariales, Podosporaceae. The transcript is spliced from 3 exons. The coding region runs from base 1 to 1878 and encodes 625 amino acids. The record is from RefSeq and is a predicted model, not a curated record.
AUGUGCACGAAUCGAGAUCUGCUUUCCCCGGAGCCUUGCCAAGAUAGCUUUGCAACUAUCAAAUCGACGUCCCGUAAUUGCGAGCUACACAUGCUUGUUUUCGAUGCUUGUAUCACCAAGUCAGGAACAACGCCCAAAGGUGAAACUGACUUGGUAAAAUUACAAAGAAUCGGCUCUCAUCUUUUUUUGGAUCGUAUGCCUGAUCCUUUUCUGUCACUUUGUCUUGUUCCGACAAAGUACCCGUUGCGAGCGCCGCCCAGUUUCAGGCACGCAGCUGACGAGAUUCAAAUCGGACUGCCAGCCCUGAUGUCAACAUACAGUGACGCAUACUUCACCCUGCUUGCCAACUGGCUGAACGAUUGCGAUCUUAACCACCCAGACUGCUACCUCAAAGCAAUCCCGUCGAAAAAGGGCUUGGCUCUCCCUACCAAACUUCUCGAUGUCGGGAGCUCCGCAAGCCAGCAAUCAAUUUUACUGUGUUCCUCAACUUCGCUAGGUCUCAAAGGAGAAGACACACGGUACAUCGCACUAUCACACCCGUGGGGAAACUCUCGCCAUAACAACCAUUUCUCCACCACCGCCACCAACGUCAGCCCCAGGCUUACAUCCGGGAUAGCUAUUAGUAGCCUUCCUAAGACUUUCAAGGACGCAGUUUCCGUGACCAGAGCUCUUGGGAUCCGGUACUUGUGGAUUGACUCUCUCUGUAUCGUUCAAGGCCCACAGGGUGACUUUGAGACUGAAGCUCAGAAGAUGGAGACAGUGUUCAGUUUGGCCUAUUGUGUGAUUGCGGCCAGCAGUGCCAGUGGCACUUCGAGCGGAUUCUUGUCUUCACGCCCACAAAGAAAGUCUGUUGCCCUCAAUCUGUCUGCUAAUAGUGGCAAGGGCGACGUUGGAGACAGCGAAGACAACAACGCCAUGGUCUAUGUCUGCGAGGCAAUUGACAACUUUCAGACAGAUGUCAUCGAUGGUCCUCUCAACCAACGUGGUUGGGUGCUGCAAGAAAGAGCUCUUGCGCGCCGAACGAUCUAUUUCACCGAACGACAGACAUAUUUUGAUAACCAAUCCUCUUUUCUCGGCGACCCCAACUUCCCGCAAGUAGCCCUGACCUCGAGCAAAGGGGGCAAGAUCCGCCUGUACGAAUCCCUUUACAAGACCUAUUCCCGACUGCAAUUCACGAGAGCAUACGACCGCCCUAUUGCCAUCGCUGGCUUGGAACAGAGGCUCGUGGCCGCUUUCGACACGAGAGGGGGGUAUGGGAUCUUUGACAGAGUCCCUUUUUUUGGGAGGAGUUUGCUUUGGACCUGCGAGGAACCAGGGGGUAUGCGGAGGAUCGAGUUCCCCGAGGAAGGGCUGGGACGGUAUAGGGUGCCACCUAGCUGGUCGUGGAUGGCUUACACGGGUGCGAUUGGUUUCAUGGAUUUGCCGUUCGAGGGAGUUCAUUGGCUGGAGGAUGACGUUCGGUCGCCGUGGGGAGCUGCGGUUUGGGAAAUGAGUCUUGAUACCAGCGGGUCAGGGAAUAGUACUGCUAGUUCCAUGUGGCAUACCGGGCGCACAGAUCAAGACAACCACCUCAGCGGGAAGGGUCGAAGACUGGUGGUAGGGCUGAAAGUUGCUGAGAAGAAGAUCAAAUGGGAUGCUGGGCAGCGACCUACCGGGAUAGAUGACGCCAAGGAAUUGAGAGUUGUGGCUGUUGGGAGGCGAAAGUCGAAGAGCAAUAAGCCUGCCAGGGCCCUUGAGCACCAUGUCCUCGUGGUGGUUGGAAUUGGUGGAUGGAGAGACAGUGGUGAGAGAAAAAUAUACGAGAGAGUGGGAGUUGGGUCUCUCCCGGGAGAUUGGAUUACACACAAUGAACAGGAAGAGGAGAUUUCCAUCUUUUAGUUUAUUCUAGCAGACGCUCAAGCAACGUGGUUUGUGCCGUUACCUCCAAGGCCGUGCUGGUGUCGUAGUUACUUUAUUUGUCCAUGACGUGAAUCACAGGGCGCUCUUUCCUUUUGUGAAGCUGUUUGUUAGCCAGGCAGCUCCUAGGACCACCC